CUAAAAUAAAAAAAUUAACAAUUAAAAGUAAUAUAUAAUAAAAGAUAAAAUUGAAUGGAAUAUUCCAUGCAAUUUACAAAUUGUUUCAAAAACAAAAAUAUUUCUGGUGAGUCCUUUUAGAAAAAAAAUCGUAUAAAUGAAAUGCAAAUUUAAUUUUUUGCGUUGCAUUUUUAUUUGCAACGUGAAUAUAAACGGUAAAGUAAUAUUUGCUAUAAAAAUAUUAAUAUAACCUAGCGUGCCUGCAAAAAUCUUUUCAUCCUAAACGUAUGUGCUUUUAUUCUUCUUUUAUAUUGUUAUGUUCAAGGAUGUUCCGUUUUUUAGUAAGUAAAAUAACUGACAUGGUUAUCUAAAUCGUAUGGAAUGAUUUACUUUGACAUUGUUAAGUUUAGGUAUCCAAAUAAAUAUUUUAAUGUAAUAUAAAAAGAUGUAUUUAAAACCAUAUGUGUCGAUCAAGAUGUUUCGACAAAGACAAUAAUGUUUAAAAAUAUGUUUAAUGUAUUGUUAGUUUAUAAAAAUUUAAUUUUAUGUAACAUUAAAUUUAUUUAAGCUUUCGAAAAGACAUGUACAUACACAUCUAGAUAUCUUUUUGAAUAGUUUUAUUCAAUAUUUGGAUAAUCAUGUAUUUCACAAGCAAUAUUUCAGGCCUAAUUUUAAAUAUUUAUCAUUAGUUUUCAAUCUGCUCGAACAAAACCGUCAGAUUUCAACUCUGAUAUUUGGAAGCAGUUCCUUUUUGAGUGCAUCUUCAUUUGUUUCGCAUUUACAACCGAUUUUGUCACUUAUAUACAAAAUGAAGAGGCGCUUGGAUUAAAAAAAAUUAGAAUUAUACACACAAAAUGUACCAUUAUGAAUGUUUUUGUUAUUCUAUUCAAUUACCUAAAAGCACACAUUUUUGAUAAAAUAUAAGUGCAAGACUCAUUUUUAUUUAAAAAAUAACACAUACAUAAACAUAGUUUAUUAAAGAGUAAUUUACGAAAAAUGUGUUCUACAGAUAUUUCAUAAUUUACAUAAAAUUGGUGCUUGCACUUGUAACAGUUAAAUAUUUUUUAUUAUAAAUAUAUUUAAAAUGUCAUUAAAUAUACAUAACAUAUAUAAAAUUCUGUACAUUAUAUACUUACUAUUGUAUACAUAGAAAAUAUAAAAAUGUACGUAAAUGUGAAGAGUCGAUACUUUGUAGCCAUAUAUAAAACUUUUUAUUUUAAUGUUAUGUUAAUUAAUUUUUAGUCAUACUGUUAUAUUUUAUGUAUGGAGAUAAAGUCAUAUAUUCAAGUUAUAUAGAAACAUGAAAAAUAUAAUGCAUAAUGGGUACAUAUCGAUUAUAAAUAAAAGAGAAAUGCGUCAGUUGUGUUUUUUUCUUGUGUCCCCUAUUCCAUUAAUUAUAGUUUUUCACCUAUUUAUUAAUUCAUUGAAAUAAACAAAGGAACAAAUGAAUGUUAAGGUUGCCAAUUGAUUUUCAAUCAUUUUAUUUACUUAGUUAAUUUCAGUUCUAUAAUAUGUUCACAAUAUUGCAGUCUUCUUGAAGAUUAAACGGAUUUAUUUACAUUCAUUGAAAAAUAGUAACCUUAUAGUAAUAGUAACCUAUUACUGCCAGAAAAGCGUGAGUGUAAAAGAGCACUAGGGAGUAUUUGUGAGAAAGAACUUGCAAAUCAGCAAGAAGAAAGACAUAACAAAGAUAUUGCGGCAAGAAAGAUGACAAUGGAAAAUUACUAUAUCAGACUUUCUUCCUAUAAUAAAGUGCAAUUUUUAACAAGACUAAUAAAAAAAAUGGUCAAUAAUGUAUCAAUUUCGGAUCUUGUGGGUACGAUCUAUGCUAUGGCUAGUAAAUUGGCUCAAUAUUUAAAAGUCAGUCCUCAAACCAAUUACAUAUAUGACAAAAUAUUAAAUGAUCAUAACAGAAGCAUCGAACCGACAGUCAACCAAAUGGCAAUAAUGAACGACGUGGUUUGGUUUACUGAAUUAAAAAGCACGGAACAAUUUAAGUUAAUGCUAUCUUUAUUGGAAGUAAGUGGACCUGCAACAGUGAGGUAUAUAUAUCCUUUACUUGUAAAACAACAAGUUUUAACUCAUGACAUAGACACAACCAGAGAGGAAGAUAAAAGCCCCUUUAGCAAGCAGUAUCCAAAUGUAGAUGCAGUUCUGGAAAAAGAAAAUAAAAUAUUUCAUGAUAGUACUCCAGAAAAUGCUAAAGUAAUUGAAUUUAGAAGCAAUUGGAAAAUAAUGAUGGCCGACUAUAAAAAAAAAGUGGUGCAAGAGAAAGAUCGACUUGAGAAGAAAGCUAAUAGUAUGCUUUACAGCCGUAAACAAGAAAACGCUGCUAAAGACAUCAAAGGUGGUGCUAAGGGCAAAUCCAAAGAUAACAAAAAGGAUAAAAAGAGUAAAAGUAAAUCAUCGAAGAAAUCCUCCAGCAAAACAGGAGAAGCAGAUAAAAUCAUCGAUCGAAUUCAAUUAUUGCCGAUAUGGAUUGCGAAAAAAUUAUUUAAUUAUUUUGAUGAUAAGACAUUGAAGAAAUUACGGAAUGUUAACUCAUAUUGGGACUACGUUGCGCAAGAAGUUUUAAAGGAAAGGAAAUUGAGAAAACAACUAAUUAAACUUAAUGAAAAAGCAUUGCGUUCUCUUGAUGCGGAAUUUAUAACAAGGAAAGAUGCACAGAUAAGAAAAAAAUGGCCUAAGAAAAAACCGUAUCAUAUUUUGGGACGAAGGGUGUAUAAAGGAGACCAAAGGGGAGCCAUAAUAGAAUCAUUAAGGCCUGACUUCUUGAACGCACAAGAAGUGAUUGAAUCAUCUAUUUUCUCAUCCACAUUGAAAAAUGUUCUACCAGAUUUGGAAGAUCCACCUAUCGACAAAUUCAUGACAUACCCGAGAAUUCCUGCCACUGGUGAGCUGUAUAAAAAUGCUCCAUGUGAUGAACUGUUCGAAGAAGAAUUACACAAACAUGAAAUAGAUGAGAAACCUAGAGUGGAAAGAGUAUAUUCUCUGUCUAUAGCCAGUUUCGAUCUUGGACUAGAUAUUGAAAACACUGCGGUUGUUGAAGACUGGUAAUAUUUUAUUAUUUCGCCAUUUGUUUAAAAAAUAUUUCUAUACUGUAAAUAAUAAUAAUUG
Molecule: messenger RNA, 3096 nt
Organism: Aethina tumida (small hive beetle)
Lineage: Eukaryota; Metazoa; Arthropoda; Insecta; Coleoptera; Nitidulidae
Exons: 8
Coding region: 1687-3036 (449 amino acids)
Source: RefSeq, a predicted model, not a curated record